Molecule: messenger RNA, 2538 nt
Organism: Lotus japonicus
Lineage: Eukaryota; Viridiplantae; Streptophyta; Magnoliopsida; Fabales; Fabaceae
Exons: 3
Coding region: 1-2538 (845 amino acids)
Molecular function (GO): nucleic acid binding; RNA-DNA hybrid ribonuclease activity
Source: RefSeq, a predicted model, not a curated record
AUGAUACAUAGAUUGAAAUUGAGAGAUGGCGAUUGGUGCACGGAGAAGAAUAUGCUGAUUGAGGAAGUCCAAAGUUAUUUCCAAUCCUUGUUUACCGUGCAAGGGGAUCCAGGAGAGGUAGUGUUUAAUCAUGAAAACUUUCCCUCUCUUUCCAUCAGUGAUAGGAACACCCUCUCCCUCUCAGUUCUCAAGGAGGAAGUUUACAAAGCGCUUAUGUCCAUGAAGUCUUUUACAGCGCCAGGACCGGAUGGGUUCCAGCCCUUCUUUUUCAAAAAAUAUUGGGAAAUUGUGGGAGAUGAUGUGUAUGGAGUGGUCUGUAAUGCGUUUGAUUCUAGCACAGUGGAUGAGAAGCUAUUGGAAACUCUCAUUGUUCUAAUCCCGAAAGUGGACAAUCCCACGUCAAUUAAAGAGUUUCGCCCAAUAAGCCUUUGUAAUGUUACCUAUAAAUUGAUCACAAAGUUUAUUGUGGCUAGAAUUCGUCCUUUCUUGAACAAGCUUAUUGGUCCCAUGGAAAACAGUUUCAUACCUGGCAGAGGUACCAUGGAUAAUGCAUUCUUGGCCCAGGAAAUAAUUCAUUAUAUGAAUUCAUCUAGAGCAAGAAACGGGAGUUUGGCGUUCAAAAUCGACUUAGAGACGGCAUAUGAUAGUGUCUCUUGGUCUUUCCUUGAAGACAUUCUUCACUGGUUUGGAUUUCCUAAUGGUUUGAUUAAUCUAAUCAUGAGAUGUGUGUCAGCGUCCACCUUGUCCAUAUUAUGGAAUGGCUCUCGGCUUCCUUCCUUUCACCCUGGGCGUGGGCUGCGCCAAGGUGAUCCUAUGUCCCCUUAUCAUUUUGUUCUUUGUAUGGAGAGGCUAUCUGUUAGGAUUGAUCAUUUGGUGAAUAUCAACAAGUCAAAAGCUAUUACCUCCCUUGGAGUGCGACCUGAAGUGUGUGAAGAGAUACGAGCCAUUGCCCCAAUUCCUUUUGUGCGUGAUCUUGGAACCUAUCUCGGUUUUACGUUGAGUAGUGGUAGAGCGUCGAGAAGCAAGUUUAAUUUCCUGCUUGAAAACAUCCAACGUAAACUUGAGUCUUGGAAAACCAACCUCUUAAAUGUUGCUGGGAGAGCUUGUCUAGCGAGAUCAGUCAUUGCAACGAUACCAACUUAUGUCAUGCAGGGCAGAUCAAUUCUAGAGGAAAAGGUGAGACUUAACGCAUCACCAGUUUGGAAAGGGAUCCUCAAGGCGCGUGACAAACUAAAGGGUGGUUAUCGGUUUCGGCUGGGCAAUGGUAACACUUCGGUGUGGUUCAAGGACUGGUCUGGAGAAGGCCCUCUUGCUCUCCAAGUUCCUUUUGUUCACAUUUCUGAUUCGGCUAUGCGCCUGUUGGAUCUCGUGGUGAAUGGAGAAUGGACUCUUCAGCGUUGCAGCACCAUGAUGUCUGAGCAGGUUUUGGCGCUUUUCAACAAGGUGCUGCCAAAGUGUAUUCAAGACGAAGAGGACCGCUGGUGUUGGGAUCCUGGGAACCCAGACUACUACUCAUCGAAGGAGGGCUAUACUUGGCUUAGAGAUACCAAUCAGCCCUCAAUUCCUGCAGCAGAUUGGGGCUGGAUCUGGAAAAUUAAAGUUCCAGAGAAAGUAAAGGUUUUUCUCUGGCUGACUCUACACCAGGCCUUACCGGUAAAUUCAAAUCGUUUCAAAUGCCAUCUGACGCAUUCUGAGAGCUGUUCUAGAUGCUCCUCAGCCAGAGAGGAUUGUUUGCAUUGCUUGCGAGACUGUCCCCAUUCUAGGGAGCUUUGGGCGAAGUUAGGAGCGUGGUCUUGGCCAAACUUUUCUUCCCUGGAGCUGCCAGUUUGGAUUUCUUUCCAAGCUAGAGGUACAAACGCAACUAAAUUCGUGGCUGGCUUAUGGGGUGUUUGGAAGUGGAGAAAUAAUAUGGUGCUUGGCGAUAGUCCUUGGCCCCUCCAUGUUGCUUGGAGUAAUCUGGUUCGGGACCAUGAUGAUUUUCUGCAUGCGUUGCAACCAGAUCUGAUAUGUAUUGGUGCGGGUCUUAGAAAAAAUGUAUGGAGGCCACCUCAGGAGAAUUUUGUCAAGCUUAAUACCGAUGGAAGCUUUCGAGAACCGAAAAAUUGCAUGGGUGGUGGCGGUAUUCUUCGUGAUAAGGCUGGAUGCUGGAUUGCAGGAUUUACGUCACUGGCUCAUGGUGGAGAUCCUUUUGUGGCAGAGGCAUUAGGGUUGAAGGAGGGUCUUCUCAUGGCUUGGAAUUCAGGGCAUAGGAACAUCUCAUGUGACAUUGACUGUGACAAUCUGGUAAUCUUAUUGGAAGAAGGGCACUUGGAGCGUGUGCACCAUCAUCCUCAAGUUGCAAUCCUCAAAGAAAUCAUGCAGCUCAUGGCGCGUAACUGGCGUGUGAGUAUUAGUUGGAUACAUAGAGAUGGUAAUUCUGCUGCAGACUGGCUUUCUAAGCAGGGUUAUAAUCUCUCCUCUCCGAGCACUCAGGCUAUUCACCAGCUGGAGCAGGAGCUGCAACUCAUCCUUCUUAGGGACUCCCUUUUUGUAGCUUAG